Messenger RNA from Salmo salar (Atlantic salmon), 881 nucleotides. NCBI's taxonomy places the organism in Eukaryota, Metazoa, Chordata, Actinopteri, Salmoniformes, Salmonidae. The record is from RefSeq and is a predicted model, not a curated record.
CCUUCGUGUACAUCUCACAGGACACUGCCUACAAGACCUUCAGAUUAUCAUGGAACACAUUUUCAGGAGUGCCUUUUUGAUGCUUUUUCUCUCAGUUGGUCUUCAAGGACAUCCGGCUAACAAUUUAGAGAGAAUUCAAAUUGGAAUACAACAUCUACAAAAGAAUAUUAAAUGUCCAGAAGGUACAGUCUUCUAUGCUCCGUCUCCAGCGGAUGUAGAGAAAAGCAUUGCUGGAGCACUGGCCUGUUCUAUUCAACAACUGAACCCCCUCGAUAACACCAAUCUGCAGCAUCAUAUCAACAAGACUUUGAAGGUCCUGCAAGCGACAUUUGUCGAUGACAUCAGAACGGACUCGUCAGAAUGCAGCCGUGAGAACCCGCUGUUCAAAAAGUCUUGCAAGGAGUUCCUGGAGAAUAUGACCAGUUUAGGUCAAGCUCUAUCUGUCAAAUCGUCCAAAUGAUAGAUCCUAUUUUAUCUCCCAGUUGCAUGGGGGGAGGAUGGCGUCACAGGAAGUAGAUUGUCAUUGCACUGAUACUAUAUAUUAUCUCGAACAAUUUGUGUAACAUUGUGUGACACCAGCUUUUAAAAUAUAUAUAUUUUAUGUCUUACUGGAUGUACUUACAAACCUGGGAUGAAAGCCCUACAUAAUGAAGGAAGGGGCUACUGUAGAUUCUGUUUAAUGAUGUGAUAUCCAUAUACUGUGCCUGAACUGCUCUGAAUGCAAGUGUUUGAGUUCUCAAUGUCUGUUAACUAUAAUGUAUUUAAGCUUCUAAAAAGCUCUAAUUAAGUUAUUUAUUUAUGUAUUUAUUACAUAUUUAUUAUAUUUUGAUUUCUACACAUGGACUGUUCCUAUAACCUUGAUAAUAAAUUUGCAAUUGAAA